Ascochyta rabiei is the source of this 780-nucleotide messenger RNA. RefSeq lists its product as uncharacterized. Bases 1 to 780 code for a protein of 259 amino acids. The transcript is spliced from 2 exons. Gene Ontology annotation, molecular function: L-ascorbic acid binding; iron ion binding; procollagen-proline 4-dioxygenase activity. Gene Ontology annotation, biological process: peptidyl-proline hydroxylation to 4-hydroxy-L-proline. NCBI's taxonomy places the organism in Eukaryota, Fungi, Ascomycota, Dothideomycetes, Pleosporales, Didymellaceae. Gene Ontology annotation, cellular component: endoplasmic reticulum. The record is from RefSeq and is a predicted model, not a curated record.
AUGGCCUCCAAGAAGACCGCAAAAGCUGGCCCUGCAUCAAGAGCCUUGUUGCCUCAGCGGCCAACGCAGCAACCACCGAACUGGCCUGCAUUUACUCCACUCAUACCAGAGUCAGACCUCUCGCUGCAAGAGUCACUCCCCGGGCAGAUCGUCACCAUACCCAACUUCUUCACCGCCACACUCUGCAAAACCUACGUCUCAUUCCUCUCCUCGCUCCCCUUGACUACGACACCUGGCAAGCCCAAGAAAGGGGACGCAGUGCGCGUCAACGAUCGUUACCAGAUCGAUGACCCCGCUUUCGCUGAGAGACUGUGGAGUGGGACCUCCUUGAGGAACUUGGUUACUGGACUUGCAAACAACGACGGCCUUGGUCUGACUGAAGCUCAGCGGAACGAGCUGUGGGGCGGCAAGGUCAUUGGACUCAAUCCUAACAUCCGCAUUUAUCGAUACUCCAAGGGGCAGUUCUUCGACCAGCAUUACGAUGACUCCAACAAUGUGACUGUACCAGGCUCGCCACCAGCUCCUGGACGUACCACCUGGACCCUCCUUCUCUAUCUUACGUCUCCGGCCACAGGAUGCAUUGGCGGCGAGACUGUCUUCUAUCCCGACCCUCCAAAGAAGAAGAGUAGGGAGCCGCUACCGGAGCCCUUCGUUGUCGGGCUCGAGGUUGGCCUGGCGCUGCUGCAUAAGCAUGGAGCAGACUGCAUGCUUCAUGAGGGCCGCGAAGUCCUACAGGGCGAGAAAUGGGUCAUUCGAAGUGACCUGUGUGUGAAGCGCUGA